Vigna unguiculata (cowpea) is the source of this 1608-nucleotide messenger RNA. NCBI's taxonomy places the organism in Eukaryota, Viridiplantae, Streptophyta, Magnoliopsida, Fabales, Fabaceae. The record is from RefSeq and is a predicted model, not a curated record.
AUGCGUUUCCUGGAGAAAUACUUUCCUGGCAUCGCUAAACAAGACAAGGAAGCUGAGUUCCUUGCAUUGCAGCAGGGAGAUAUGACGGUGCAAGAAUAUGUGAACAGGUUUGAGCACCUGGCGAGGUAUUACUCGCAAGCCAUUACUGAAGAAUGGAGAUGUUUAAAGUUUGAGCGAGGACUCAGACAUGAGCUGAAGAGGGUGGUAACACCGUUGCGAGAGAGAAGAUUCCCAAUCUUGGUGGAACAGGCCAAGAGUGCUGAGCACCUGGAGAAGGGCCUUGGCCCAGUUAUGAGUAGACACCAGAGGAAUGUCGUAGACGCGCGACAAAUGAAGAAGCCGUAUAGCCGGCCACAGACGUCUCAGGGUCCUACUUGUUACCAGUAUGGAGGACCCCAUUUGAAAAGAAAUUGUCCACAGCUGACCAGCGGGGGUCAUUUUGCGAACAAUUGCCCUGAGAAGAAGAGCCUUGGUGCGAAGAAACCAAAAGUAGCGUCGCCAGCAGAACGAGCUCGGGCCGUUGGGAGAGUUUUUGCCAUGACAUCUACUGAGGCGACUCAGUCAGGUAACUUGAUAUUGCAACCUUGUUUACUUAUGGGGCAUGAUGUCUUAGUUUUAUUUUAUUCUGGCGCAUCCCAUUCCUUUAUCUCUAAUGCUUGUGUGGGACGAUUGAGUCUGGUGACACGUGACUUGGGGUGUGAGUUGCUUGUUUCAACUCCUUCCUUGGGCCAGGUAGCUACCAGUUCAGUCUAUGUUGGGUGUUCAAUGGUGGUGGCAAGUCACAGAUACAAGGUGAACUUGGUGUGCUUGCCCUUGGAGGGAAUGGAUGUGAUAUUGGGAAUGGACUGGUUGUCUAACAAUCACAUCAUAAUUGAUUGUGGACGGCGUAAUUUGGUAUUCCCAGAACAUGAAGGGUUGGAAUUGAUAUCAUCUCGGGAAGCUGCGAAAGCGUUACAAGACGGGGCUGUGUAUGAAGUGCCAGGGUUGCCGCCGAGUCGAGAAAUUGACUUCACCAUUGACCUCAUUCCUGGUGCAGGUCCAGUGUCUAUGGCUCCAUACAGAAUGGCACCGGCUGAGCUUGUAGAACACAAGAAGCAAAUUGAAGAGUUACUGGAGAAGCAAUUCAUUCGACCAAGCGCGUCGCCUUGGGGAGCUCCAAUCUUGUUAGUGAAGAAGAAGGAUGGGAGCUCGCAACUAUGUGUGGAUUAUAGGCAGCUAAAUAAGAUGACUAUUAAAAACAAAUAUCCAUUGCCAAGGAUCGACGACUUGCUAGAUCAGUUGAAGGGAGUAGGGGUGUUCUCUAAAAUCGAAUUGAGGUCGGGAUACCACCAAAUUCUAGUGCGGCUGGAGGAUGUGCAAAAGACAACAUUCAGGUCAAGAUACGACCACUAUGAAUAUGUGGUGAUGCCAUUUGGAGUGACGAAUGCACCAGCAGUAUUCAUGGAUUACAUGAAUAGAAUUUUCCGACCUUGGUUGGAUAAGUUUGUUGUUGUCUUUAUUGAUGACAUUCUUAUUUACUCGAGGACACGAGAGGAACAUGCCGAUCACUUGAAGGUAGUGUUGAAGAUACUCAGAGACCACCAGUGUAUGGGAGCUGUCCAAGUGUGA